Molecule: messenger RNA, 1668 nt
Organism: Fusarium venenatum
Lineage: Eukaryota; Fungi; Ascomycota; Sordariomycetes; Hypocreales; Nectriaceae
Source: RefSeq, a predicted model, not a curated record
AUGGCUCCAGCCCCGACCUCGACCGAGAAUAUUACCCCACCGCGCAGCAGUCAUGGCCAAGCAGACUCAUGGGGAUACAGCAUGUCCCAGAAAGAGGUAUGGAGUUUUGCGUCUCAGGAUGCUGACUAUGAUAACGACAUGACCAACCAUGCCUUUUCCCAAAAGAACCAUUUCACUACCCAGAAUGGUAACUCCAACUCUUACCACUCUGGUAUGGAUAGAGUUGGUCGCAAAGUAAACUCCCACGAUAAUCUUUCGAGUACAAAGCUCCAUAACUCCGUCGACGGUGCCGGAGGUCGUCACAUUGCCGAGUCCCAGACGAGCCCAGCCUUGAAUGGCAGCUCUUGGGAACAGGAGUAUGGUCCCCAUGAGACCGAGGACGAAUACAGCCGCAAUGCUGUACCUAUCGAUCAACCGCCUGAUGAGGGCUCCAAAUGGAUCCAUCGUGAUAAGCUGGCAAAGAUAGAAAGCGAGGAGCUUCAGGCUGCAGGAAUCUACAUUCCAAGAUCCCGUAACCAAAGCAAGCAACGACGAGGCGAUCGAGACCGUAGCCGUAGUGCUAUGCGCCGAGGCACAGAUACAUCCGAGACAAGAUCUCGAAAGAACUCCACAGCUGUCGAUUCGCGAAGUCCCGAGAUCGGAGGCGAAUCCUGGGAUUUGAGAACUCCAGAGGAGAUUGCCGAGGAGGAAAACAAUGCUUACUUCCAUGCAAACAGCCAUAAGGGAGGUUCUCGCAUUCCGGUUGCCAAGGUUAGUCCAGUGCCCAUCAGUAUCGAUCGUUUUGAGCGAGAAUCCAUCGCUUCGAGAAAGACAAGCUCGAGCCCCGAAAAUGAACGGACUUUGACAUAUGAAAAGGCGCGACCCGGCAGCGCGCACAUGAUGAAGGGCUCCGACGCCAUGUCGAUCAACAGCAACUUCAAUAAUAGUAGCUUGCCCGCACCGAAACGAACCGCUACCGACAAUCCUUCACCCAAGAAGAACGCGAACGGUCCACGAAAGACCUCUGCACCUUCCAAGACAGGGACUGGAACGAACAGGCCAAAGACAAGGUCUGGUUCUGUUGGAAAUAGUAUCUCAAACGCCACGCGACCUACAACUCGAUCUGGAGAGUUGUCACCUGGGAAUAAGGCACCUGAAGGUGACCCUCCAUGGAUGAUCAACUCUUACAAGCCUGAUCCUCGACUUCCUCCUGAUCAGCAGCUUCUCCCAACCGUGGCGCGACGCCUACAGCAAGAGAAGUGGGAGAAAGAGGGUAAAUUCGGCGAUGUCUACGACAAAGAUUUCCGACCCCUCAACGACAACGCCUUGGGCAAGGAACACCAUGAGAAUAGGUCCGGAGACGAGACCGACUCGAAAGAGAAGGAAGAAGGCCAGGCUGGGGGUGAGUGGCCACUCAAGUUGGAGCCAAAGAGUCCUACACAACGUGCUGGAGGUUAUUCUACAAUGCCUAGGAUCUCGGACAAGCCCACCAACAGUCCUCUCCCAAGUCCAAGGACACCCAUGUCGCCCAAUGCACCUCUUUCACCCAACGGGCCAGGACAAGAACAGCCAAAAGAGGAGCAAUCCACCGAACAACCUGUGCAGCAGCAACAACAACAACAACCUCAACGUCAACAACCUGCCGACGACGACAGCAAGGGCGGUUGCGGCUGCUGUGUGGUCAUGUAG